This is a messenger RNA of Gorilla gorilla gorilla (western lowland gorilla), 3979 nucleotides long. RefSeq names its product HPS4 biogenesis of lysosomal organelles complex 3 subunit 2 (gene HPS4). Gene Ontology annotation, cellular component: lysosomal membrane; BLOC-3 complex; cytoplasmic vesicle. Lineage: Eukaryota; Metazoa; Chordata; Mammalia; Primates; Hominidae. Bases 637 to 2841 code for a protein of 734 amino acids. The record is from RefSeq and is a predicted model, not a curated record. The transcript has 15 exons. Gene Ontology annotation, molecular function: small GTPase binding; guanyl-nucleotide exchange factor activity. Gene Ontology annotation, biological process: vesicle-mediated transport; protein targeting; melanosome assembly.
GCCAGGAGCUGGAGCGGGAGGUAGGCGGGGCGGCGCGUGACCUAAGGCCUCUCUGCCGCGCGCGCAGGUACGGGGCCGAAGUCGCAGGUACCCAGCUGCUGCCCACAUUUCUGGUCCAGAGUUCCGAACCCCGAACACUGGGAUGCCUGGCUACUCCGAGUCAAGGCACUGAUGUUUGAACUGGAAACUUCAAAACUUUUAAUAAGAGUCUUCAGGAUGGGUUUGAACUAGACAAGCUAGAAAUUUCUUUGGAACACCAGCUCUAGCAUGCGUCUCCCACUUUUGGCUUUCCUGGAGAGGAGCUUGAAGAGGUGGUUCUGCAGACAGCCACAGUGAUACUCAGGAAACCAGAGGAAUGGAUUUGACUUUUCUGCUAGGAUUCUCUGUUAUAGUUUCUCCCUGAGUUGUAAGAGGCAUGGAAAUAUACAUGAAACUGAAGAACCUGCAAGGAAGGGAAGUGGAACUUUCCAUGCUGAGUGAAAACUAACCAAGUGGCAGUUGUGACUGAAAACACUGAAACCUACCACGUCCAGAUUCACUGGAUUGGGGGAUAGAGGAACGGUCACAGCUAGGGAAAAAGAAGUGAUACCGGAAAAGAAAACCUAAAUGAAGAGAAUGAGGAUGACUGCACAGUAGAUGGCCACCUCUACCUCCACAGAGACAAAGUCAGCCUCGUGGUGGAAUUAUUUUUUUCUUUAUGAUGGUUCCAAGGUAAAGGAAGAAGGCGAUCCAACAAGAGCUGGCAUUUGUUACUUUUAUCCUUCCCAGACCCUGCUAGACCAACAGGAGUUGCUUUGUGGACAGAUUGCUGGAGUUGUCCGCUGUGUUUCUGACAUUUCUGACUCUCCUCCUACUCUUGUUCGUCUGAGAAAACUGAAGUUUGCCAUAAAAGUUGAUGGAGAUUACCUUUGGGUGCUGGGCUGUGCUGUGGAGCUCCCUGAUGUCAGCUGCAAGCGGUUUCUGGAUCAGCUAAUUGGAUUCUUUAAUUUUUACAAUGGACCUGUUUCCCUAGCUUAUGAGAACUGUUCUCAGGAAGAACUGAGCACGGAGUGGGACAUCUUCAUUGAGCAAAUUCUGAAAAACACCAGUGAUCUGCAUAAGAUUUUCAAUUCCCUCUGGAACUUGGACCAAACUAAAAGUCAUGGAACCUGGUCAGACAUCAAGCCACCUGUAUCACCAUGGGGAUUGUGCUUCAGAAGGAAAGUGGAGGAUAGGGUGGAGCCCCUGUUGUUGCUGAAGGCAGCCCGCAUUCUGCAGACCUGCCAGCGCUCGCCUCACAUUCUCGCUGGCUGCAUCCUCUAUAAAGGACUGAUUGUCAGCACCCAGCUCCCGCCCUCCCUCACCGCCAAGGUCCUGCUUCACCGAACAGCACCUCAGGAGCAGAGACUCCCUACGGGAGGGGAUGCCCCGCAGGAACAUGGAGCGGCAUUGCCCCCGAAUGUCCAGAUUAUCCCUGUUUUUGUGACCAAAGAGGAAGCCAUUAGUCUCCACGAGUUCCCGGUGGAACAGAUGACAAGGUCUCUAGCAUCUCCAGCAGGACUCCAGGAUGGUUCAGCCCAGCACCAUCCAAAGGGUGGGAGCACAUCUGCCCUGAAAGAAAACGCCACUGGCCAUGUGGAAUCCAUGGCCUGGACUACCCCAGAUCCCACAUCCCCUGACGAAGCUUGUCCAGGUGGCAGGAAGGAGAACGGAUGCUUGUCUGGCCAUGAUCUGGAGAGCAUCAGGCCUGCAGGACUGCACAACUCUGCCAGGGGUGAGGUUCUUGGCCUCAGCUCCUCCCUGGGGAAGGAACUAGUCUUUCUCCAAGAAGAACUCGACUUGUCUGAAAUCCACAUUCCAGAGGCUCAGGAAGUGGAAACGGCCUCAGGUCAUUUUGCCUUCCUACAUGUGCCUGUUCCAGACGGCAGGGCUCCUUACUGCAAGGCAUCUCUCAGCGCCUCCAGCAGCCUGGAACCCACGCCUCCUGAGGACACAGCCGUCAGCAGCCUGCACCCUCCCUCUGCUCCUGAGAUGCUGACCCAGCAUGGAGCCCAAGAGCAGCUCGAAGACCAUCCUGGCCAUAGCAGCCAAACCCCCAUUCCCAGAGCAGACCCUAUCCCCAGAAGGACCCACAGGCCCUUGUUAUUGCCUUGCUUAGAUCCAGGGCAGAGAGGAAACAAGCUUCCCACGGGGGAACAAGGCCUGGAUGAGGAUGUUUAUGGGGUCUGUGAAAGCCACGCAGCCCCUGGUCUGGAAUGCAGUUCAGGCUCAGCAAACUGUCGGGGUGCUGGCCCCUCUGCAGAUGGAAUCGGCUCCAGGCUGACACCAGCAGAGUCCUGCAUGGGGCUCGUGAGGAUGAAUCUCUACACUCACUGUGUCAAAGGGCUGGUGCUGUCCCUGCUGGCUGAGGAGCCGCUGCUGGGAGACAGCGCAGCCAUAGAGGAAGUGUACCACGGCAGCCUGGCGUCGCUGAAUGGGCUGGAAGUCCACCUGAAAGAGACGCUGCCCAGGGAUGAGGCAGCCUCCACGAGCAGCACCUACAACUUCACACAUUACGACCGCAUUCAGAGCUUGCUGAUGGCAAACCUGCCACAGGUGGCCACCCCGCAGGAUCGCCGCUUCCUCCAGGCCGUCAGCCUGAUGCAUAGCGAAUUUGCCCAGCUGCCCGCGCUUUAUGAAAUGACUGUCAGAAAUGCCUCCACGGCUGUGUACGCCUGUUGCAACCCCAUCCAGGAGACAUAUUUCCAGCAGCUGGCACCUGCAGCACGGAGCUCCGGCUUCCCAAACCCUCAGGAUGGCGCCUUCAGCCUCUCCGGCAAAGCGAAGCAGAAGCUGCUGAAGCACGGGGUGAACUUGCUCUGAACUGCACCCAGGAGGUGACUGGGAAGGAGAAAACCAGCAAAGGAAGCUCUGCCUUUUAUAAUUGAAAAGGCCCCUCUAUUUUAUUUUUCUUGAAAACAUUCCCUUUUUUAGGAACAUAAUGAUAUUUGAGUUUUUGUUAUUCCUUUUGCAGAUUGGGAUGUGUUUUGGGGGCAGGGGUUAGUUCUUCAGGUCGGCAGACCCAGAGCACUUGAUAAAGAACUGUAUUUCAUCGGUGGUGUUGGGGCUGGGACGGGCUUGGCUCCCUCUCUGCCAUACUGAGCCUGAGGUAUUUCAUAUCUCCUGCUGCUGUUCCAUCCCAGCUUGAAUUGGUGCCACAAGCUUCCAAGUUGGCAUUUUUUCUAGAACCUGAUCGUCCACUAGCCCAGAGUGUGUGUGUUCAACCCCCACACCAGGUGGUGGUAGGCGGUGUGACUGCACAGCGAGGUGCCGGAUCUGUGAGCAGGCCGACUCCACGCCCACGCCGCAGGUAGGUUUCUCCAGUGCGCUCUUGCUGGGAGGUCCGGAUCGUUCCUGCAGGGAAGCGGCAGCACACGGAGACCACUUGGUUGAAUUCUGUUGGAACUCUACUCAAAUCUAGGGGCGUCUUCUUUGGACCCACAAUGGGGGCAAGCCUUAAUAAUAUGGAAGGGAGUUUGGGCUUUAGAGAUCCCUUUAUAAAAGCCCUGGGGGCUGAGCCCUGAGAAUUCAGUGACAACAGGACCAACCUGCGCUGCCUUUGACUACAAGUGGGCCGUGCAGCUGGUUCCUCUUGAGCGAGUGUCCCUAAAUAGGAGUUUACAAGAUGUCUGGGGGUAAAAGCAACUGUGCUUUUCAGUGGUGGCUGCAUGAAAGGGAAUGACAUUCAGUUGUGUGUUCCUGGGCUUGUGUGGUACUUAAAACCUCAGUUCUAUUACAUUAUAGUCAGACAUUUUUUUGACAGUAUGAGACAGAUUGCAGGAUGAAAAUAUUUGUCAAAAUCUUAACUGAAUGUUUACUGGAAGUACUUGAGAUUCCAUUUGAGAGUUGUAUUGUUAAUAAUUUCGUGUCAGUGAACUGAUAUCUGAUGUUUAUGAUAUGGUGUCUUUUUCUUGAAACAAGCUUCCAAGGGCUAGAAAUAAAAUAGCCAAAAAAUGCUAGA